Saxophila tyrrhenica is the source of this 1323-nucleotide messenger RNA. RefSeq lists its product as uncharacterized. NCBI's taxonomy places the organism in Eukaryota, Fungi, Ascomycota, Dothideomycetes, Mycosphaerellales, Extremaceae. The record is from RefSeq and is a predicted model, not a curated record. Bases 1 to 1323 code for a protein of 440 amino acids. The transcript has 2 exons. Gene Ontology annotation, molecular function: protein binding.
AUGGCAGAAGCUGCAGCCGCUGCGGCGGUCUACGAGACCGUGGAGACGACCGCACAGAUAGGCGUGGGCGCUUACAUGGUCGCGAAGCCCACGAUGCCAUUGAAGGCGACAUUCACACAAAUCGCCACGUCCUCGGAUGAUCAGACGAAACUCUCAUUAUCGCGAUCUGGCCACUCCAUCUCCAUCGUCAAGGACAAGGCUUACAUCUUCGGCGGCGAGACAGCAGCAGGCAAGCUCGCCAGCAACGAAGUGCAUGCUGUCACUCUACACUCUGCCGAUACGCCCGAGCCAGACUACUCCGUGAUACCUGCUGUGCCGGACCAGGAAGGUGGCAAAGUGCCCGCAGCGAGACACAGCCAUGCAGCAUGCGGCUUCAACAUCUGUGUUGCUGUCUUCGGUGGUGUCGACGAGAGCGGUAACGUCAUCGACGAACCGUUCAUCUGGCUCUUCGUCACAGGGAAGUCGUGCUGGGAGACGCUAGAAGCAUCCAGCUCCGAGAAGUCUCCCCAGCCACGGCGCGAUGCACACCUCUUCGACCAUCAGAACAAUCUGAUAUUGUACGGUGGUACGGAUGCGAGCGGCCAAUCCCUCCACGACGUUUGGCAUUUUAGCUACGUCAACAAGACGUGGACGCAACUGCCCGAUGCACCUGUCUCUACCUCAAACGUCGCUUUGAGUGAUGGUGUGCUGUACACGAUAACUGGCUCAGACGAAGUCAGCGGUGACCUCCACUUCCUCCCACUCAACGCUGGUUCCAACCAGGAGAACGGCUGGAGCCAUGUACCAUUCCCCACGAACCCACUCACCCCCGGGCCGCAGCCUCGCACAGGCGCUGGACUCCUCCCUGUAACCACCGGAUACGGAAGACAGUACCUCCUCUACAUGUUCGGCUCUCGAGCAAUCGUCCAACCAAAGGGAAGCGCGGCAGAACAGAAAGAGACCGACGACAGCACCCUCGAAGUCGAGCCCAAGGAUCCCAAAGACCUCUCUCCGCAAUUCUGGAGCGACAUGUGGACCUACCAGCUCCCGUCCAGCACGCCCGAGUUGAAAGCUAACAUCUACCAAGCCCUGAAACCAGCCAAGAUCAAGGACGCGAUCAGAGGCGCUUUGGGCAUGGACGACGGCAAGCACAGCUGGGGCGAAGUAGAGGUCCUGCCACCGAGUGAGAGCGAUUUGGCGACUUCGGAUGGCAAGGUGCAUCCGGGGCCAAGGGCGCUGUUUGCGUGCGAUGUGAUGAAGGACGGGAAGACGGCGGUGAUUUGGGGCGGGGUGAAUCCGAAGGGGGAGAGGGAGGGAGACGGGUGGGUGAUACGGCUGGAGUAG